Messenger RNA from Rhineura floridana, 5837 nucleotides. It is a transcript of the gene APAF1, whose product is annotated as apoptotic peptidase activating factor 1. Gene Ontology annotation, molecular function: ADP binding; protein binding. The transcript has 28 exons. Bases 709 to 4464 code for a protein of 1251 amino acids. Gene Ontology annotation, cellular component: apoptosome. The record is from RefSeq and is a predicted model, not a curated record. NCBI's taxonomy places the organism in Eukaryota, Metazoa, Chordata, Lepidosauria, Squamata, Rhineuridae. Gene Ontology annotation, biological process: regulation of apoptotic process; apoptotic signaling pathway.
CGCAUGGCGGCGCCACGUCGCGUCAGACCGCACGCUCGACGCCAACACUGACCUACGACCCCACCUUUCUUCGCGUGCCCUCCCAUGCGGCCGCCAGCGUGGGGUUAACAAAGUAAUAAUAAUAAUAAAACUGACGGGAGAGGCGCGCAAGGGCGCGCUUUCUUUCUUGUCUCUUCUGUGGCGGGCGCUGAACCAAGAAACGAUGAGAGAGAGGGCGCGCGCGCGCAGUUCGGGGGCGCGCCUCUCUGGCUUUGUUCGUUCGGGGCUGCUAGAGAGGAGGUUUGCCCUCACUCUGUUGAAGUAGCGCUUCUCCUCAGAGACUUGGGUGGAGACUCGUUCUUCUCGCUUGCCCCGCCCCGUUAACGCUUCGCUUUGACCCGGGAAGGAGGAAGUGGGCUCUAGUUCCUUAGUGCUCUUCCCGGGCUGAGAGCAGACUUUGUGGGAGCUGCUGCGCCCCUUGCUCUGUACGAACACACACAAUGUUGUUUGUUCCUCAGUGCCAAAGAAACUAAUCGAUGUCACUGAUGAAGUUUCCUGAGGAUUUCUUUAUUUUGUUACAUUGAGAAUCUUGAACAGUGAAUUAUAAGCAUGUGAACCCCUGAUCAGUGAAUAAUUUCAAAACUACGUACUGAUGUCUUCAGAAUCAGAUGUAGUUAGAAAUACUGCUCAUGUUACCAUUCAGGAAGGAAGAAGCAAGUUGGAAUAAAAAUGGAUGUGACGACUCGAAGUUACUUGCUUCAGAAUUGCGAGGCUUUGGAAAGAGAUAUCAAGACUUCUUACAUAAUGGAUCAUAUGAUUGCGGAUGAAGCAUUAACACUGCUGGAAGAGGAGGAGGUGAAAGCGCAGACUACACAGAGAGAACGAGCAGCUAUGCUUGUAAAAAUAAUUCUUGCCAAAGAUAAUUAUGCAUACAUAUCCUUUUAUAAUGCGCUGGUUCAUGAGGGAUACAAAGAUCUUGCUGCUCUUCUCCAGGAUGGCAUCCCUAUUAUUUCCACUUAUAAUGGAAAGAGUUCUAUGGAUGGAGUAACCUCAUAUGUUAAGACUGUUCUCUGUGAAGGUGGUGUCCCACAGCGACCAGUGGUGUUUGUUACUCGUCCAGAACUAGUAAAUAGAGUUCAACAGAAGCUAUAUAGGCUAAAAAGUGAUCCAGGAUGGGUUAUUGUUUAUGGCAUGGCAGGAUGUGGAAAGUCUGUUUUGGCAGCUGAAGCCCUACGUGACCACAGUCUUUUGAAAGAUUGCUUCCCAGGAGGAGUACAUUGGGUUUCUGUUGGGAAACAAGACAAGGCAGGCCUGUUAAUGAAACUCCAGAAUCUUUGUCUGAGAUUAGACCAGGACUUCACCUAUUCGCAGAGGCCACCACUUAAUAUUGAGGAAGCUAAAGAUCGCCUUCGUUUGCUGUUUUUGCGCAUAUACCCAAGGUCUCUCUUGGUGCUUGAUGACAUUUGGGAUUCCUGGGUAUUGAAAGCCUUUGAUAGUCAUUGCCAGGUUCUUAUCACCAGUAGGGACAGGAGUGUAACAGAUUCUGUAACUGGCAGUAAAUAUGAAGUUCCUGUGGAAAGUGGACUAACACAUGAAAAAUCUCUUGAAAUAUUAUCUUUAUUUGUUAACAUGGAAAUAACAGAGCUACCAGAAAAAGCUAAUAGUAUUGUAAGAGAAUGCAAAGGUUCUCCUCUUGUGGUAUCUUUGAUAGGAGCAUUAUUACGAGAUUUUCCCAAUCGCUGGGAAUACUACCUUAGACAACUUCAAAAUAAACAAUUUAAAAGAAUAAGGAAAUCAUCAUCUUAUGAUUAUGAAGCACUCGAUGAAGCCAUGUCCAUAAGUGUUGAAAUGUUGCCAGAAGAUUUUAAAGACUAUUAUAGAGAUCUUUCUGUCCUUCAAAAGGAUGUUAAAGUGCCUUCAAAGGUAUUCUGUAUUCUUUGGGAUAUGGAGACUGAAGAAGCUGAAGAUAUAUUGCAAGAAUUUGUUAACAAAUCUCUGCUGUUCUGUGAUCGGAAUGGAAAAUCAUUCCAUUAUUACUUGCAUGAUCUCCAACUUGAUUUUCUUAUGGAGAAGAAUCGCUCUCAGCUUCAAGCACUACAUAAAAAAGUAGUUCUUCAGUACAAGAAACAUUAUAAGCAAUAUGUACCAUCACAAGAGGACUGCAUGUACUGGUAUAAUUUUCUGGCUUACCAUAUGGCAAGUGCCAGUAUGCACAAUGAGCUCUCUGCCCUCAUGUUUUCACUAGACUGGAUUAAAACUAAAACAGAAUUGGUAGGACCAGCUCAUUUAAUUCAUGAAUAUGUUGAAUACAGUCAAAUAUUGGAUGAAAAGGAUGCCAUUGCACGUGAAAACUUCCAGGAAUUUCUAUCUUUAAAUGGACACCUCGUGGGACGGCAGCCAUUUCCAGAUAUUGUACAGCUGGGCCUGUGUCAACCAGAAAGUUCAGAAGUGUAUCGUCAAGCAAAACUAAAAGCUCAACAAGAACUUGAGAAGGGAUCAUUUUAUGUGGAAUGGAUAAAUAAAAAAUCCAUGAAGAACACAUACCGUUUGGUUGUGCGUCCACAUACAGAGGCAGUUUACCAUGCUUGUUUUUCCCAGGAUAGGCAAAGAAUAGCUUCAUGUGGAGCUGACAAAACAUUGCAGGUGUUUAAAGCUGGAAGUGGAGAAAAACUUUUGGAAGUAAAAGCUCAUGAUGAUGAAGUGCUGUGUUGCACUUUUUCAGCAGAUGACAGAUUUGUUGCUACGUGUUCCACAGAUAGAAAAGUAAAAGUUUGGAAUUCUCGAACAGGCCAGCUUGUGUAUUUAUUUGAAGAACAUGCAGAGCAGGUCAACUGCUGCCAGUUUAGCAAUACACAUCAUCGCCCAUUUCUGUUAGCCACAUGCUCAAAUGACACUUUUAUCAAACUCUGGGAUUUGAACAAGAAAUAUUGUCGCAAUACACUGUUUGGUCACAGAAGUUCUGUUACCCACUGCAGAUUUUCACCAGAUGACAAGUAUGUGGCUAGUUGCUCAGCAGAUGGAACUUUAAAGCUUUGGCAUGUGCAUUCAGCAAAUGAACUGAAAACUAUUGACAUAGGAGACUUCUUCAGAAAUGUGGAUGAAUACCAGGAUGAUGUGGAAGUGCUAGUGAAGUGUUGCUCUUGGUCAUCUAAUGGUUCUACAGUGAUGGUGGCAGCCAAAAACAAGCUCUUUCUUUUUGAUGCUAAGACCAGUGAUUUGUUGGCAGAGGUUCUCAUAAGCCAUCACAGCACUAUUCAGUACUGUGACUUUUGUCCCAACAGUCAGAUGGUAGCUGUUGCUUUAUCACAUUAUUCUGUUGAGAUAUGGAAUAUUGAAUCCUCUUCCAAAAUAGCUGACUGCCGAGGACAUAUGAGCUGGGUGCAUUCUGUGACAUUUUCAUGUGAUGGGUCUUUAUUUCUCACUUCUUCUGAUGACCAGACAAUAAGGAUAUGGGAGACAAAUAAGGUGUGCAAGUCCUCGGCUGUUGUGUUAAAACGUGAAAUAGAUGUUUUGUUUCUGGUCAAUGAAGUGAUCAUCUUAGCCAUUGACAGUUUGAAGCAUUUGCAGUUAAUUAAUGGCUUCACAGGCCAUACUAUUUAUUUGACUGAAGGACGGGAGCCUUUCAUUUGCUGUUGUUGCCUAUAUGAAGAUCUGCAAAUUGCUGCAUUUGGAGAAGAGAACGGAACAGUAAAGGUAUUAAAUCUGUCAAGUGGGAAUGUUUUAAAAUCCAGGACUGGGCACAGGGAAGCUGUACAACACUGCCAGUUUACCUCUGAUGGGAAAACCCUUAUUUCAAGCUCUGAUGACUCAACUAUACAGGUAUGGAAUUGGCAAUCAGAGGAAUGCAUUCUCCUGAAAGGUCACAAGGAACCUGUCAAGAAUUUUCACCUUCUAAAACACUCAAGACUUCUUUCAUGGUCAUUUGAUGGGACAAUUAAGCUGUGGAACACAGUUACUGGAGAAUUAGAAAGAGAUCUUAUUUGCCAUGAAGAUGCUAUUCUUUCUUGUGCUGUUUCACCCAAUGCUACUAUGUUUAUCACUACUUCUGCGGACAAGACUGCCAAGGUAUGGAGUUCUGAAAGUUCAUCUGUUCUUCAUGAGCUGCUUGGUCACAAAGGCUGUGUGAGAUGCUGUGUCUUCUCCGUUGACAAUAAAUUGCUGGCCACAGGGGAUGAUAAUGGAGAAAUACGGGUAUGGAAUGUCUCUAGAGGUGAGCUGCUUCACCUCUAUUCCCGUGCUUCAAUAGAUGAAGGAGAAUCAGCUCAUGGAGGCUGGGUAACAGACCUUUGCUUUUCCCCUGACAGUAAGAUACUUGCUUCUUCUGGGGGAUACAUAAAGUGGUGGAAUGUGGAUACUGGGCAACCCCUACAAAUAUUUUACACAAAUGGAACAAAUCUUAAAUCGUUACAUGUGUCUCCAGAUUUCAAAGUGUUUGUGACUGUUGAUAACCUUGGCAUUCUUUACGUGCUACAGAUUAUGAAAUAAAUCUGUUUACGACUGAUUAGGACAGCUGUUGUAACUGCGGUGUUUUGAGCCAGAAGCAAAUUCCACAAAAACGUUAACUUUCAUUAAACUGUGAAGUGAUUUUUACUUUGGUAUGAAUUACAUGUAUGGUAAAUUUGUAAACUUUGCUGAAUCAGUAAAUAUUUUACCUUUUGUGUUUUGAUCAGCCUAGUUAAAAGUUUGAUUUACAUUGUAUAUAAGUAGGUUUUCCAAUGGUUGGUUACAUUGUGUUGGAUCCAUACUAAGUCAUGCUUUAGUCCCACUGAAAUCAAUGGGACUAAUUAGUCAGGACUGAAGUCCUACUGAUCCAAUAUUUAUACAAAUUAUAAUGAUCAUUGGAAGGUGAAUUACCAACCUUAUGAUAAACUGAAAUAUUUUCACUGAUCUAGUGUCAAAUGUUUCUAAACCAUAAGUACAGUUUUAUAAAAUGCCAUAAACCUCUGCUUUACUAUGUGCAAUUUUGUCUUAAGACAUAGGGGUAGAGGAGUGUCUCUCUGUGUGUGUAUUAAAAAAAUAUCCUGUUUAAUAUUUAAAGAGGGUUGUAACAGCCUUGAUGUACAAUGUGAAUAAUUAAAAACUUCAGUAAAAUGAAAUGCCAAACAGUACUAAUAUGUUACUAAAAGGAGUAGCAGAUUCAUGCUUCUCAGACAUAGCCUUGGUUUGCACAGAACACUGAGCCAAUUUUAAAUGUAGCUGCAUUUUAAAAAAUAGCAUAUCUGGCAUUUUUCUAAAUUGUUUUUCUUCAGUCUUGUGUUAGGAAAUAUUUAAUUGAAAAUGACAAUAUGAAAUAAUUCCUGUUGAGUGUAAUCUCUGAACAAUGUGUUGUGCCCAUUCAGUCAAAUUCUAGUCAUACUAAAGGCAUGGGAGCCCAUACAGUAAUGUCAGAAGCUCCACAUCAAAAGGGAAGAGUGCACAUUGUGGCUGUUUUCCAUGCUGGUGUCAUUGAGGCCUGUGAGUACACACCACGUCCCUAGGAUUUUCACCACUGAUGUCUAUGGAGUUUAUGAGCAAGCUGAGGAUUGCAAAGAAAUAACUAUGAUUUCUAAAUACAAAAGCAAUUUCUAAUAAUUAUAGCAACUCCAUAGUAAUACUUGUUUAAAAGUUUUUGCAAUCUGAAGGUCCAUUUCAGUACUGCUCAUGUUGUAUGUUUCAGGUUAAAUGUAAUCAUUGCCUUUCUGUAUAUGCCAAACUUUGUUCUUACCUGUUAAAAACAAUAACAUAAUCCUAUCAGAUAAUGUUAAAGUGUAUUAACAAAUACUCCAUAUGGAAGUAAAAAGAUGAUGUGCAUGAGCUGUUGAACUUUGUCUUUGAUCCACAUUUUUUUUCUACGAAAUAUGUAUUGGAGCACUAUGUUG